AACAACAACUACUUAGAGAAGAAGAAGAGAAAGACGACGACUUUGAACAGCUCUCUGCUCUCUGCUCUCUCUCAAAUCUCAAAAAAUGGGUUGCGGUGGAACAACUCUGUUCUACCCACUCCUCAUUACCCUCUCCGUCGCUCUCAUCACAUACAACAUCAUCAUCUCCUCCAACACUCCUCUCAAGCAAGGCUUCCCCUCCUCCUCCUCAUCCUCCUCUUCCUCCUCCUUCAUCGACCCAGUCAUCGAGCUGCCACGUGGCGGAUCCAGGAUCAGAGGAAACAGCGAGAGAAAGAGAAGGCUCUUCCACACGGCCGUCACAGCCUCCGACUCAGUCUACAACACGUGGCAAUGCAGAGUCAUGUACUACUGGUUCAAAAAGAUCCGAGCUUCCGCCGGACCCGGAUCCGAAAUGGGCGGGUUUACCCGGAUCUUGCACAACGGCAAACCCGAUCAGUACAUGGACGAGAUUCCCACUUUCGUCGCUCAGCCUUUACCACCUGGAACGGAUCAGGGUUAUGUUGUGUUGAACAGACCAUGGGCGUUUGUGCAGUGGCUUCAACAAGCUGACAUUAAAGAAGAUUAUAUACUUAUGUCGGAGCCUGAUCACCUCAUUGUGAAACCGAUACCGAACCUAGCUAAAGAUGGGUAUGGAGCUGCGUUUCCUUUUUUUUACAUUGAACCGAAGAAGUAUGAGAAGGUGUUGAGGAAGUAUUAUCCGGAAGAGAGAGGGCCUGUGACUGAUAUUGAUCCUAUAGGGAACUCUCCUGUCAUUGUCGGAAAGGAAGCUUUGAAGAAGAUUGCUCCAACUUGGAUGAAUGUUUCUUUGGCUAUGAAGAAGGAUCCUGAAGCUGACAAGGCUUUUGGUUGGGUUCUUGAAAUGUAUGCGUAUGCUGUUUCAUCUGCACUGCAUGGUGUUAGCAAUAUUCUACACAAAGACUUCAUGAUUCAGCCUCCAUGGGACACAGAGGUUGGUGACAAGUACAUCAUACACUACACGUAUGGAUGUGACUAUGACAUGAAGGGUAAGUUAACUUAUGGGAAGGUUGGGGAAUGGAGAUUUGACAAAAGAUCGUAUGAUAGCAUACCGCCACCAAGGAACCUUACAAUGCCUCCACCUGGUGUUUCACAGAGUGUGGUAACAUUGGUGAAGAUGGUGAAUGAAGCUACGGCAAAUAUUCCAAACUGGGGAGUAUAGAGACUAGAGUGAACAGUUUAUUUAUUGAACAGAUAUCUUAUCUGUAUGUUACCAUUUCUCUUCAAAAUAUGCUGUGGUUACCGUUGUAAGA
This is a messenger RNA of Brassica oleracea var. oleracea, 1289 nucleotides long. RefSeq lists its product as uncharacterized. Bases 86 to 1198 code for a protein of 370 amino acids. The transcript has 8 exons. The record is from RefSeq and is a predicted model, not a curated record. Gene Ontology annotation, molecular function: glycosyltransferase activity. Lineage: Eukaryota; Viridiplantae; Streptophyta; Magnoliopsida; Brassicales; Brassicaceae.